AGUUUGCAGCGACCUGCGGCUGCUUAUUAUGAUUGUCUACGCUAAUGAAAAGCCGCCGUUCGCGUCACGCUAACGGGCUGAUUAUGCCAAGAUAAAGCUCCCGUUCUGUCCCCACGAUGGUCUGCGGCGGUUCCUGCUCGGAGGACUUCACGGACACAGUGAUGCCCACAGUUGCCCCGUGCACAUGCACCAAGAAGUGUCGGAGCAGGAGCAGCAGUGUCAUUUUCCUGGGAUUAUUCGUGCUGUCGCUGUCUCUGCACGCAGUCACACUCGUCUGCUACUUGGACCUCCGGUCCGAAAUGAAACGGGAAAUUACCCACCAGAAACGGGACUCUGUGUUGACACUUGACCCGGCUGACCCGGCGGUGUUAACCCCCGGACAGCCGCGAGUGGACUCCGGCAGCCGUGGACAGGGUCAUGAGGAUAGGUUAUUUCAUAGACCUGGUGACUUGCAAGCCACAGAGGAUAACAGGGGGAUAACUCAGCGGGCGAAAAGGAGUCCCAGAGAAAAGCAGCCAGACUCGGAAUUAACCGGAAAAGAAAAAAGGAAAGAGAAGAAAAAAGGGAGAAAAAGGUCUCCAGGCCUUCCAGGACCUCCUGGUCCCCCAGGUCCACAGGGACCACCGGGAAUCCCAGGGAUCCCUGGCAUUCCAGGAAGCAAUGCGGUAGGCCCAGCAGGGCCUCCCGGACCACCUGGGCCACAAGGACCGCCGGGCGCUCAAGGUCCAGCAGGUACACUAAGAGUUCCAGAAAAAACAAAAACAAAGGAUUUCCAGCCAGCAGUGGUUCAUUUGCAGGGGCAGGAAACAACUAUCCAAGUGAGAGAAGAUCUGUCUGAAGGUAUCCUGAGGAACUGGAAGAUGGUGUCCAUCCAUCACCGUGUCUUUAAAAUGCACUCUCGCUCUGGAGAGCUGGAGGUGCUGCUGGACGGUGUCUACUUCAUAUAUAGUCAGGUAGAAGUAUACUACCUCAACUUCACCGAUAUUGCCAGCUAUGAGGUGAUGGUGGACUCCCACCCAUUCCUGCGCUGCACCUGCAGCAUAGAGACGGGCCAGCGCAAAUUCAACACCUGCUACACAGCUGGCGUGAGCCUGCUACGAGCCGGCCAAAGGAUCUCCAUACGUAUCGUCUAUGAAGACACACUCAUCAGUAUGACCAACCACACCACCUUCCUCGGCAGCGUCAGACUCGGAGAGGCUCCAUCUGCUGGACAGAAUUGAUAACUGCACCACUAACAGCCCUCUUGCCUUGUGCUGAAUGGACGUUGCUGACAAACUAAUCCUGCCAGUUUAUUAAGUCAAUUAGAUGUGUGUUGAACGGCCUUUUUA
Messenger RNA from Thalassophryne amazonica, 1328 nucleotides. It is a transcript of the gene eda, whose product is annotated as ectodysplasin A. The transcript has 8 exons. The coding region runs from base 117 to 1220 and encodes 367 amino acids. Gene Ontology annotation, biological process: immune response; animal organ development. Gene Ontology annotation, cellular component: membrane. Gene Ontology annotation, molecular function: death receptor binding; death receptor agonist activity; tumor necrosis factor receptor binding. NCBI's taxonomy places the organism in Eukaryota, Metazoa, Chordata, Actinopteri, Batrachoidiformes, Batrachoididae. The record is from RefSeq and is a predicted model, not a curated record.